Molecule: messenger RNA, 3170 nt
Organism: Pocillopora verrucosa
Lineage: Eukaryota; Metazoa; Cnidaria; Anthozoa; Scleractinia; Pocilloporidae
Source: RefSeq, a predicted model, not a curated record
UCAGCAUAACUGUGAACUUAACUAAUGGCCCAGGAUCGUAUGCUGGCCGAGUAGAAGUAAAAUACAAUGGAAGUUGGGGUCAAGUCUGUGAUUAUGGUAUAAACAUGAAUUUUGGUCACGUGAUAUGCAGACAGCUUGGUUACCCACAUGCCAUAGCCACCCCAUGUUAUAAUGCUUUUGGCCAAGGAAAUACUCACUAUUGGAUGACUAAUGUCAGAUGUAAAGGAAAUGAAAGCAGCUUGGCUGAAUGUGAUUACACUUGGGGAAAAGCUGGUUGUUCUAUGGGACUUAAAGGCACUGUGGGAGUAGUCUGUGAAAGGCCCAACAUGACAGUCACUUAUCCUCCACCCCUUCGCCUUGCCCAUACCACAGUACCCUAUGCUGGGUGUGUUCAAGUGAAAUAUGCAGGGAUCUGGGGCCAGAUUGGGAUGUUUGGCUGGGAUCUAGAAGAUGGCCGCGUUGCCUGCAGACAACUUGGGUACAGGGAUGUAUUGACAGUUCUGUAUAAAUGGAAUCGCACGUCACAGAUGUUAACAUGGAUGGACAUUGUAAAGUGCACUGGCAAUGAACAAUCUUUGUCAAACUGUAGCUAUGAACUUGUCACAUACAGAAGUGCAGAGUGGACUAGUGCAGGAGUGGUUUGCAAAAAUAAUAGUAAAACAGGUCUUCAAAUUCAUCUUCGAAAAUGGUCGGUUUCUUAUGCCGGACGCAUCGAAGUAUUUUUGGCAGGAAAAUGGGGCGCAAUUAACAGCUACAAUUGGCAGCUAGCAGAUGCUCAUGUGGCAUGCAGACAGCUGGGUUUCUCUGGAGCUGAUCUGGCCAUCCAUGGGGCUGCAUAUGUUUUUGCCCCAAAGUUUUCUGGGAACUCAAUGGACAUUCAAUGGCUAGACAAUGUUGAGUGUCGUGGAAGUGAAUCUUCAUUGGAUGAAUGCCCACAUGAAGUGUCCUUUGUUCGUGUGGGAGUGCUUGAGGCUGGUGUAGUAUGUAAAACCAAAAUUGCAGUUAGUAAAAUCAGGCUUGCUGGAAGCAACAUGACUUACGCUGGCCGUAUUGAGGUUAACAUCGCGGGUGUCUGGGGUACAAUCCGAAAUAGGGGCUGGAAUAUUACGUCUGCACAUGUGGCGUGCAAAGAGCUCGGUUACCCAGGAGCUGAAACCGCCAUCUUGUUUGCUACUGAAACCUUUGGACAAGGGGAAGGACCUGUCUGGAUGUCAAACCUUAAUUGUCAGGGACACGAAAGCACAUUAUGGGAAUGUUCCUGGUCCAGGAUAGCUGGCAUCUAUUGGGACCAUUAUAAUGAUGCUGGUGUAAUUUGUCGUGUAGAGGACCCCAGUAGCUACUCGAGGACACCAGACUCAAUCGCUUCAAGGGCCCUAGAAAUUGGUCUUCCUGUGACAGCAGCUGUUCUACUCCUUCUCGGGUUUGCAGCUGUUUUCUACUUCCGGUAUUACCGUAGAUGGCGAGGGGACAGGAACGAGCAUUCAAGAGACUUCGUGACUAUGAACGAUGUUUCCUCAGAAACUGGCCAAUCAAAUCCAGCAUUUGAAAGAACUGACUCUUCUUACCAAGUUAAAUUAGACUCCGACAACAACGACACCUCAGCGGACUGGUGCGAGAUUUCAAGAAAUAGACUUACUAUUGGAGAGAAGAUUGGGUCUGAGUCUGACGGAGGAACGUUUCGUGGGAAACUUUCUCAUGAGAAUGGAAACAUAGCAAGUUGUAUCGUGAAAACAGCUACGGAUUCGAAAGGAUUUGGAUCAUCAGCUAACGAGAAUGAUCUGUUAACUGAACUUAAAAUCUUGAGCUGCCUGGGAAGCCAUCCCAACAUACUCAACCUCUUUGGAGCUUGCACUUUAAAAGGUCCUACAUAUCUCGUCUUUGAGGAAACGGAACAUGGCAGUCUAUUGGAAUAUCUUAAGAAAAACCGGAUGGGUGAUGAAAUGAACUCUACACGAAACUUUUGCACGUUAUCCAAAGUGGAAAAAUUAAGAAUAGCUCUUGAUGUGUCCAAAGGAAUGAGGCAUAUAGCAGAGAGAAAUUACAUUCAUAAAGGUCUCGCGGCCCGAAACGUUCGUCUUGGUAAAAAUUGCAUCGCCAAAGUCGCUAAUAUAGGCUGCUUUAGUGCUGGAUGCGAUAAGACAUUCUAUGAAGACAUUGCAAAGGGAAACUUAUCAGAAGCAAGAUGGAUGGCCCCAGAAAGCUUAGAAACAAAGGAUUUCACGUCUGAGAGCGAUGUAUGGUCUUUUGGCGUAUUACUUUGGGAGAUUGAAACUGGAGGUGAUGUUCCUUAUCCUGGAGCUCAGACAAAAGAUCUUCUGGAAAGCUUAAAAUCUGGACAUCGUAUGGAUAAACCUGUGAAAACUUCUACUGUUGUCUAUGAAUUGAUGACCAAGUGUUGGCGGUUCUCAGCCAUAGACAGACCAAAGUUCAGUGAACUGUGCAUGGUGCUUGACACCCUGGUUACCAGGGAGACCUACGAUUGAUAAAAAUGGCAGAUUGUCUCUCUCGAAAGAUCCUCAAUGAAAACAAAUUUUUUUCGUUUUAUCUUCAAGAGCCAGCUUUUGGUCGGUAACUAAAUUCCUAGCUCAUACAGAUUUAACUUCCAAAUAUUUUGUUGAUUACAGCCUCCAAACAUACCCUAGCUGCUUGGUGGUUUAUCUCGUUGGUCACGUGACUGCGCAGUGUUAUGAUCAACUGUGAAAAAUAAAGAAAUAUUAAUGACCAUUUAAAGGAAAAUUAAUAGAACGCCACUGAAAAUAAUUGUUUAUGUCUAGAACCCUUUUAAAUGAAAAAUUAAUUUAUUAGUACUUUGAAAUAGUUUAAUUUGUUGUACAGCGUUUGCAUGUAGAUAUUUACUAAGAGUAGAAUGCUUUUAUUGCUUGCAAAUAAACUUGACAUAACUUUUGCGAUGCUAGGAACUGCUUUGCCAGAUUUAUCCACGUAACUUUAUCUGCGACAGGCUAAAGGACUUACAAUACAUUUUAUUUUACUUUAAAGGGGCGGCACCGACAUUUGGGCAUGCGUGAACUACAGGCGCCAACCUUUAAGCUUUAGCGUUUUUCUUCUCGAAAGCGCAUGCCAUUACAAGAGACUAUACUAGUAUAACGAGUUUAAAAGUGGAGAUUACUUUCACAUAGGAGAGAAAAUAAAAAUUAACAUGAGUUUCACAA